GAAAAAUGUAGCCGGGUAAUAUGGUGCUGUUUAUGUAAUGCAGAUUCUAGGCCAGGAGGGGAGUUCAUCCAUAGUUCAGUGGUGGCACAGCAGGAGAAUAUUCUGAUUACAUUGAGUCUAGUCUGCCAAUUACAUUCAGUCUUGUACAACUUUACAGCAUUCCUCAUAAACCGGGGCUUUGUCUCUAGGUAUGGCUGUCGUCAACAACAUUUAACUGCCUUUUAUUUUCCUACUCUGUGAACGGACACGUUCAUUACUGCUGGCUGCUGAGACAGCAGCACAUCUUAAGAGAUGUUCAUUACUGUGAUAUUUGGUGAGGGAAGAGAGGAGAUAUUGAACCUAAAUUGCAAAGUCAUAAACUUCAUCCACUGCAUAAAAGAAAAAUGCAAUCUGGAUCCCCAAGAGACUGUGGACUUGAUGGACAGGAUGGGAGAGCUGGUGAACUUGGCAGAGAGAGCGCAGAGCACUGACCUCGUCAGCAGCUUGCUGAAGGAGAGAGAGAGCUAUGUUCCAUUACGUGUAUCACGAGGCGAAAGCAGUGAAGGUCCAAAGUAUACUGCAGUGUUUGACUUUGGGACAAGUUACCCUGAGCUAGCAGAGAUUGUGAGAAAACUGUCAAAUCCUUCAAAGGAGAGGGACAAAAGGGGUGGAGCAUCUAAAAGAGGAGGAGUCGGCCAAAACCGCCUCAAAGCUGCUAUCAACUUCAAGAAAGCCAUCACAACACCUCGGAGCUGAAGAAUCCCUUGCUCUUUACUUCUGUUCUUUAACAUAUUGCUAAUAUUUUAUUUAUAGAAUUUAUUGUAUGACUCCUCAGUUACACACACACAUAUAUAAAUUUUGUUUGUGUAUAUACAAAAUAUUCAAAAGUGUGGGGUCACUACAAUAAAAAAAGAAUACUCUUAUUGCAAUGAUUCAUUAAACUGCUCAAAUGUGACAACCGAGAUAUUAAUAAUGUUGCAAAGAACUUUAUUUUAAAUCAAUUCAGUUUUGUGAACUUUAUAUUAACCAAAUCCUGUUUUCACAAAAAAAAUGUUUUAAUGUUUUCAACACUUAUAAUAAUAAAAAUGGA
Puntigrus tetrazona (Sumatra barb) is the source of this 1069-nucleotide messenger RNA. RefSeq lists its product as uncharacterized. Lineage: Eukaryota; Metazoa; Chordata; Actinopteri; Cypriniformes; Cyprinidae. The record is from RefSeq and is a predicted model, not a curated record. The coding region runs from base 292 to 735 and encodes 147 amino acids. The transcript is spliced from 5 exons.